AAUUUAUCAAUGUGGUUGUGUGGGGUAGAGCAUUACCACCAGGUGGGAAGUAUCACAGAGGCAAAAAGCGACAUAUAGCAGCAGUUUCCAGCUGGUACGGCGUUCGGCGGAAAAAUAACGUUGUCAAUGCCCCAAAAUCAAACUUACCAAUUUUUUUUUGAAAAAAAAAAGAAUGAAAAGUUAAACAAAAGAUACUUAAGAAGGCAGGAGUCUAAACCAUCUGAGAAAACUAGCCCCAUAUGUCAUAAACCAUUAAUAAAUGUUCCCUAAGAACCCUGCACUUGAGCCCGCCGUGUUCCCCAUUCACACCCCUUAAAAGAACACCCCUCCCCACUUCUUUCUACCUUUAAACCUCAAUAGUCAAUACCCCAAACCCCACUUCCCAAGCCAACCCAUACCCGAUAAGUCUCUCAUUUUUGCACCAUUUCCUAGUGAGCUCGUGUGCCUAAAAUUUUGUAUUCUCUCUCUCUCUCUCUCUCUCUCUCUCUCUCUGUGUUUCUGCCAUGGAAUCUAGAACUGGGAAUGGAACUGGCUCGCCUUGCGGGGCAUGCAAGUUUCUUAGGAGAAAGUGCGCUUCAGAUUGCAUCUUUGCUCCAUAUUUUUGCACGGAGCAAGGCUCUGCAAGAUUUGCAGCUAUUCACAAGGUGUUUGGUGCUAGUAACGUGUCCAAACUUUUGUUGCAUGUCCCCGUUCACGAUCGCCGUGAGGCUGUAGUAACCAUUGCCUAUGAAGCUCAGGCACGUAUGAGAGACCCCGUUUAUGGAUGUGUCUCUCACAUUUUCGCCUUGCAACAGCAGGUGGCAUGCUUGCAAGCACAACUGAUGCAAGCGAAGGCUCAGCUGGCAGCUCAAAGCCAGAAUGAUUUUCGGAACAUAGAGAAUGAUCAGGGGCCAGGUGGGAGUGCUGCUGAGGUGCCAAUAAUGGUUCCAAAUUAUCCUCCUACUUACAUGAAUCACAUUUCCCCCCAAAGCUCACUUGAAUUAGCUGACCACAGCUAUGGUGAUGGAAUGAAUAUUAUGCAAGAAAUACAAAGUAGAUCAGAGGAAUAUUGUUCUUUGCAACCAUGUUCUAAGAAAAGACCAUAUUAUGUUAAGAAUCAUGAAUUGGGUGAGCUUCAGGAACUUGCCCUCAGAAUGAUGAGGAAUUAAUUCAUCAUAUCUCUUUAAAUCGACAUAGAUGAUGUUCAUGAGUUUCAUUAUGACGAUGAGGAUUCUCUAUUUCCAAAUGCUGUAUAUACUAAGACUAUCUGAGAAACUUGGUUAGAGUGAUGAACCUCAAAUGGCUAGCUGGCACAUGCUUUUUUCUUCCUUCUUUUUCUUUUACGAUCACCAAAAUUAAUGUGGACGGCUUGGGAUAUUUAAGAUCUCUCUCUCUCUCUCUCUCUAAACUAGUACUAUAUAUGAGUAUGAACAAUUAAAUU
This is a messenger RNA of Juglans microcarpa x Juglans regia, 1420 nucleotides long. Its product is annotated as LOB domain-containing protein 16-like. The coding region runs from base 504 to 1148 and encodes 214 amino acids. Gene Ontology annotation, biological process: hormone-mediated signaling pathway; positive regulation of DNA-templated transcription. Gene Ontology annotation, cellular component: nucleus. NCBI's taxonomy places the organism in Eukaryota, Viridiplantae, Streptophyta, Magnoliopsida, Fagales, Juglandaceae. The record is from RefSeq and is a predicted model, not a curated record. The transcript is spliced from 2 exons.